This is a messenger RNA of Drosophila guanche, 859 nucleotides long. Its product is annotated as cysteine-rich DPF motif domain-containing protein 1. Bases 152 to 700 code for a protein of 182 amino acids. The transcript has 2 exons. NCBI's taxonomy places the organism in Eukaryota, Metazoa, Arthropoda, Insecta, Diptera, Drosophilidae. The record is from RefSeq and is a predicted model, not a curated record.
UCCGCAGUGACACUUGCGAAAACAGCUGUUGAACAGAAUUUAUACAGAAAUUCAAAGUUGUUCGGCAGUUAUAUUGGUUUUAAAUCACUUUAUUUACAAAUCAAGCUUUCCAGUUUUCUUGUGUUCGUUCGUUCUCUUGCAGUGCGCCAUAAUGGAUGAGGACGACCAGCCCAGCACUAGCAGCGCCAGCGUCAACGUAAACAUAGACGAAUACAUAGACAAUGAUCUGGACGAUGAGGAACUUGUAUUGAAUGAUGAGGCUGCUGAAAUCGCACGCCUGCAACUGCCCGAGGAGGAUGAGAAUCCAAAGGAGGAGCUCGAUCCGAAGGAGCGGGAUGAGCGCAUUGCCAAGAUUGACUUUCGCUGCUCUGCCUGCGACAUGCACGAACUCGUACACUACUUUGGACGGGAGCCGCCCUUUGCGUUGGGCAUCAAAUACCUCGAGGAUACAUUUGUGAUGCGCGAUCCCUUCCAGCCGCCGCCGCCACGCUGGCAGAUGAAGCCCGAGUACUUUAUUGCCAUCGGCUCCCAUUGCAGCAGAUGCUCAAAAGUGGUGUGCAAGGAUGCUACCUGCAGCUACUACUACACAAAGACCGUUUGCCUGCCCUGUGGCAAGGUCGAGCUAAAGGAUUGGCCCGUGGAGGCCCAGUCGCGUUUUCGCAAACAGCUGGCUGCCAACGAAGCCGACCAGGACAAGUAGACGGGCUCUGGGUAUUGGGAAUUAUGCAUUUAUUAAGGCUAAGAUUGGUCUAUGGCCUGAAGGUUAGCAUUUGUGAAGUGCGGGACGGUGGGGUUAAUAACGUCUAAUGUUUGUGCUGUAAAUUUGAGUGACUAAAAAAUAAACAAACAGUUGAAUAGA